AUGUCAACUACUCCAGAAUGGGUCAUGAUUGGAGGAGAAGGUCCUGAGAGUUACAACCAGAAUUCCUCAUAUCAGAGAGCAUUGUUGGAGGCAGCAAAGGAAAAGAUGAGCGAGAUUAUUUCAGCCAAACUAAGUCUCGAAUUGAUUUCCGAUCGCUUCUAUGUAGCGGAUUUCGGUUGUGCGAGUGGACCCAACACUUUUGUCGCAGUUCAGAACAUAAUAGUUGCUGUAGAAGAAAAAUACAAAACAGAAACCGGACAAAACCCAGUGGACAACAUCGAGUUCCAAGUCCUCUUCAACGACUUUACCAACAACGAUUUCAAUACCCUCUUCCAAGCACUCCCUGCCGGCAGACGAUAUUAUAGUGCCGGGGUUCCAGGUUCGCGUGUUCUUCCUAAGAAGAGUUUCCACAUAGGAUUUAUCAACUAUGCAUUUCAUUUCACCUCCAAAAUCCCCGAGGGGAUCACGGACGAUGACUCUCCCUCAUGGAACAAAGACAUGCACUGCACUGGAUUCAAUGAAGCGGUCAAGAAGGCUUAUCUUGAUCAAUACUCGGUGGACACCAAGGAUCUAUUAGAUGCUAGAGCUGAAGAGAUUGUAGAUGGGGACAAGAUGUCCGAGACCUCUAAAGGAAUAGUGAUGGAUUUCAUUGGCGAGUCUCUUAAUGAUCUUGCUCAACAGGGUAUCAUCGACCAGGACAAGGUAGACUCUUUCAGCACCCCUCUCUACGUUCCAGAAGAAGGCGAAAUAAGACGUAUCAUAGAUGAGAAUGGGAAGUUUACAAUCGAGUCUUUUGAGGAUAUCAUUCAUCCAAAUGGGGAGUUUCCAUUAGACCCAAAGAUCUUGGCCGUCUCUUUCAGGGCGUCCUAUGGAGCUUUUCUGUCUGCACAUUUUGGAGUUGAAGCAAUGAAGAAAGCGUUUGAGCUUGUCGAGGUCAAAGCAGAAGAAGACAUAACCCGCAUCAAGAACGCCAAACCGGGAAUGCAGUACCUCAUCGUUCUUCGCAAGAACUAA
Messenger RNA from Eruca vesicaria subsp. sativa (arugula), 1014 nucleotides. Lineage: Eukaryota; Viridiplantae; Streptophyta; Magnoliopsida; Brassicales; Brassicaceae. The record is from the annotation of a GenBank genome assembly.